Messenger RNA from Punica granatum (pomegranate), 1727 nucleotides. Lineage: Eukaryota; Viridiplantae; Streptophyta; Magnoliopsida; Myrtales; Lythraceae. The record is from RefSeq and is a predicted model, not a curated record.
CUUCUUAAGCUACUUUCAACAGAAGUUAGUAAUUAAGCUACUUCCUCACUUUCCUCUCUCUUACCUUAUCAAUAAAGCCAUGAAGAAGAUCCCAUGCCCCCUUGUGUUAAGCUAAACCUGGUCUAUUGUCUGAAUAACAGAGCUCUCUCCCACUCUCUUGUCUUACAUAAAAAAGAAGUGUAUUUGUUCUGCUCUAUCUAUGGCAUAUAUCCCACCACACAUGCGGAAAAGCAAAGGGGUUCAGUCUCCGACAGCUGUGAUGCUAGUUCCUAGAUUCCAGAAGAAUCUUAAUCUCGGAUCAAAACCCAGCAUGGACAAGAGCGGCAAGAUUGUUUGUGCAGACACUGCGAUAUGGAGAUGGUUUGCUGUUGGCUUGGAUGGCAAUGAAACAGAGGGCCCACCUCCCGUUCUUCUUCAGCGAGUACCCGUGGAGGUGAUUGAACGGAUAAAUGGAGAGAAGCCUCUGGCGCUAGUUAGAAGUAGCCGUCUCAGUGAGGGGCAGAGGACUCUGGAUAGUUCAGACAAGCCAUGGACUUACCUUAUUGAAAAGAUCCUGCCGGACUUAAUUUCUUCUUCUAAAUUCAUGAGGGGCCAAAUGGAAGCAGAAGGCUGGAACUCGAAGGACGUAAAGCCAAAACUUGUCGCGAGAGUUGGAAAAAUCCUUUUUAUCCCGAGGAGGCCUUCCAAUUGGGAGGAAGAUCUGAAUAAAGAUUCAAUCAACGAAGCCACCUUGAAGCAGUUGAAGAGAUUCUUCUACACCAAUAUCCCUGCUUCGUAUAUGAAGGGCAUUGUGGAUGAAGUUUUUCUGCAGAUUGGAGUCAAAUUCGAAGAUCUAAAGGAUGUAUACAGUGUAAAGUUGUCCGACAAAUCUCGACCUGAAGCAACUAUCUCAUGCAAAUGCAGAGUCAUGAAAGAAGAGAAUCGGCUUGAACUCUAUAAGGUUGAGUUAAACAAAAUCCGCCACAUGGUGCAUGACAUCUCAUGCAUUGAGAAAAAUCUCGACCUAAGGCUCAUGCUCUCCACCAAGCAAACCUUAACAUCUCUUCGUGAUGAUGAGGAGGAGAGCAUCAAGGCUUUGAUUGCUUCGGUGAUAUUAGACCCAACUUCAAAGGGAGGUCUGAGAUGGCCAUUUGGUAAGGCCUCAUCCCCUGGGGAUAGAUACAGAGUCAUUGGCGUGUGCCAUACGGUUUCACGAAUUUAUGUGAGCCCUUUGAUGAGACUUAAGGUCCGAGAUGUAGAUUGGUUUGACUUCAAGACAUCAGUAGGGGAAACCAAGGAGGAGAUCACACUCAUGUUGAAGGGAAUCGCUUCAGAGUUACUGGGAAAGAAGCUCGACAUCAAUUCGGUAUCUGAUAUGCUCAGGAACGUAUUGAAGCUGCUGUGGGAGCAUUUUUUGCAUGUCCAGGCAGUUCACAAUGGGAAUACUGCUGCUGUGGAUAUUCCCAUGUUCUCGUGAUCGCUCUCUGCUCUCGGCGUGUUAUGUUUCACAAGUACCUAAUGCUUCGGUUGGUUAUGUUCAUGCAAACGUUUACUGUCGUGCUUUGCUAUCAGCUCAGUGUUACUCGUGUGUAAAUGCUCAUACCCGUGAAUGUGUGAGAAGAGGUUUAAGCGGUUACUAUUAAAACAAAAAAGAAAGCAGAAUCUACUAGUUGGCUGAAUAUGUGCAGUCAAAUCUGAUGAUUAAUGUCUUGUUAAUGUUUGACGGCGAAAAGCCCUAAAUAGAGCCA